Ceraceosorus guamensis is the source of this 3786-nucleotide messenger RNA. RefSeq lists its product as hypothetical. The transcript has 5 exons. Gene Ontology annotation, molecular function: ATP binding; ATP-dependent chromatin remodeler activity. The coding region runs from base 1 to 3786 and encodes 1261 amino acids. The record is from RefSeq and is a predicted model, not a curated record. Lineage: Eukaryota; Fungi; Basidiomycota; Exobasidiomycetes; Ceraceosorales; Ceraceosoraceae.
AUGGUGACUGGCAGCGGAGCUCGUGUGCCGACGCAGCUCGUGUCGAAAAGUGGGCGGACAUCCUCCUCACCCUUUGCUGGAUCCAAUGGCCUGCGCCUGCCAAUCAUGAACGGCAUUCCCAAAGCUGCAAAAGGCACAAGCAGACCAGCAAUAGAUCUCACAGCUGAUGGAAGCGAUGACGAGGUGCAGGUCACGGGCAGCAAGAAAGCGGAGCAGGAGGUAGAAUUAGACCGACGGAAGACCAACUCGCCAGUGUGCCUCGGUGUCCUUAAUGGGGUGAUCAUGUGCAUGUACGGUCUGCCAGAAUCGCUGCAGUACGAAGGCGACGCACCUCCAGAGAGCGUUCCACAACAUCCUGCAUUCCGAAGAGAACAUUGGCCCAGCAUCUCCCACUUCUGGUCUCAACCUGGCUACAGACCCAUUCUGCUGUCAUUCAGCAAUCGGCGAGGUCCUGAAACGGGCUCGACUCAGGUGGAUCUCGCAGUAAGCACCAUUCUUCCGCCCUUGAUGGUCAAUGCAAUCGCUCGUCAGCGAGCUGAGAAGGAGGGCAAGCCACCUCCACCUCCAGGAAAUUCCUCCCAGAUGCAGCCCGCAUUUGGCGCUUUGGCCGAGAAAUAUCGAAGAGCGCUGCUUCCAUUGCUCAACCGAGGCGACGUUAGGUGUGAAGCUCGUUGUAAACUUGUCAACAGUGCUCGUGGGGCUCUCUUCCUUCACCCCAUCGAGAUUUUGAUCUUCACGGAGCACAGCCGCAUGGGUACGGUGACAAGCGGCCUACUGCGCGAGGGCUGCAGCUUGGAGCAUCCGGUCAUCUACGAAGCUUUGGACUAUCCCGACUCUCCGCGUUUGAUUGUUCAGCAGCACGCUUUGCCUGCCCCUGCUGCAGUGGGCCAAGGCUCCAAUUUCUAUCGGCCUGACAUGCACCCAUCCGUAUUCACUGGCGGAUGGGGCGGGCAGAUUGUGCAAACCAAAGAGCAGACGGAAGAGGAGCGCAAACAGCAGGUAGAGACUGUGUAUGCGAGCUUGAGAAGUGGAGAAGAUUUGGAGGAGGUCGAAGCGAACAGUGUGGUCACUACCGACCUUUUCCCCCAUCAAAAGCAAGCUUUGGCUUUCUUACUCGAUCGUGAGAAGGAACGCUCAUUCGAUGUAUUAGAACGGAACGGCAAAUCUGAUGGCGCGACCAAUCAAGAAGAAGAGCCGAUCUCGCUAUGGAGACCCAAAAGGCGGCCGGGAAGCGGCAAGAUUGUCUCGUACACUAACGUGGUCACGAACGGUGAAACGAGUAGGCCGCCAGAGAUAUGUCGCGGAGCUAUCCUUGCGGACGACAUGGGCCUGGGCAAGACAAUCACCACAAUCGCCUUGAUCGCCAACAGCUGGAACGAAGCUAAGGCCUUUGGCAAGUCCAAAUUGGUCGAGCUCAACGGCAAAGGCGGAGACUCUGCGGUUGCUGCGAAGAAUGGCCAGAACCAGGCAACUGAUGAUGAAGAAGAAGGAUUCGCUAGUGGUCUGCCAGGCGCCCCGGCUGCCAAGACUGCCUCGAGCCGCAAGGGCAAAGAUCCUGCAAACAGCAAAUCACAAGCCAAGAAGGAUGAAGCUGAGCGUGCCCGCCAGAGCAACUUGCGCACUCGCAGCAGAGCCACCUUGAUUGUGUUGCCGCUGACCUUGGUAUCUAGCUGGGAAGAGCAGAUCAAAGAGCACUGGCAUAAUAAGUACCUGCCAAAGCGAUUGAUCUAUCAUGGUCAGAAGAGGAGUCAAGAUCCUAUCUGGAUUGCGAAUCACGACAUCGUUUUCACCACCUAUCCCACCCUAGCCAACGAGUUCUCGCGGCAAAAGGUGUGGGUGUCUGAUGUCGACGGGGGGGAGGAUACGCAAGAUGAUCCGGAAGGCAGCGAUGAUGAUAUUGUGCCAUUGGACAGCAAUGGUGUGCCUCAGUACCGCUCAAAGAGUUCCAAGAAAGGUGCGAAGAGGCGCAAGUCCGGACCAAUGGUCGAGUCCAAGAACCCGUUGCAGCGGAUUGAAUGGUUCCGAAUCGUCCUCGACGAGGCUCAUACGAUCAAAGAAGCCCGCACUUGGCAGAGCAAGGCGGUCUGCAAUCUUUCCGCCCAAAGGCGACUUUGCUUGACUGGAACGCCGGUGCAAAACCGAAUGGACGAUCUUUACUCGCUCAUCAAAUUUCUUCGACUCGAGCCUUUGAAUGAUCGGGCGAUCUGGAAUGAGUUCUGUGGAUCCAAGGAGAACAAAGGCAGCUUGCGCGCUGCAGGCAAGGACCAAAACAAUGGUCCGCUGGACAGCACAGCGCUGCGACGAGUUCAGACCAUCAUGAAGUUCUUGACCCUGAGGCGUUCCAAGGACGGCAAGCGCAAGGACGGCUCGCGUUUGCUCAACCUGCCGCCGAAGUACAACCGGACCAUGCUGCUGCAAUUCACGGAGCACGAGCGUGCCGUCUACACAGAUAUGCAUCAAAGCUUCAAGGAAGAGAUAGAAGCGAUGAAGAAGACGGACUCCGUCAAGCACAAUUAUGCCACUAUCUUGCACGAAAUCUCCAAUUUGCGCAUGUCUUGCGAUCACUUUGCUCUCGUCGAUGACAGCAAGGACAGCAAGCGCAAGAAGGACGGUUCAGGCCGAUACGGCGUAGUCGAUGCCAUCAAAAAGGAUGGUUUGACCCGCCAGCGCGCCUUGGAGCUAUUCAAGCUCUUCGCCGACGAGGAACAUGCGUUGUGCAGCACAUGCGGAAUCGAUCUCACACACAUAGACACCGAGACUGGCAAAAUUUCUUCCUCUCCAGUUGUGACGAGGUGCCAACAUCUUCUCUGCACGCCUUGUUUCCGCCACAAGGCUGGUUCGAGUUGGCCAAAGGGAGCAAAGGCGGACCAGAAGGUCGCGUGCCCCGCGUGCGAUGUUGUUCUGGCGCCACUUACCGAAUGCUUGCAGCUUGCACCUGCUGAGAUUCAAGAAGACCCAGAUGAACCAAUUCAAGAGGAUGAAAUGGAUUCCGUCUCCUCUACUGGAGGCUUCUACGACGGUUCAUCCACCGGCAGAAGCUCUACUAGGCGCAAGCCCGUUUUUGGAGUCGAUGCAGACAAGCCUGUUCUGGAACGUCCUGAUCUGAGCACCAAGAUACAGGCUCUUCUCAGCGACCUGAUCCCCUUUUCGAAAUGCAACCCCGCAUCCUUACUUUAUGACGAAGAGGCGGCUCUGCUAGAUCACCAGGCGACGCCGUCUACGGACAAAGAACGUAAAGAGGAGACAAAGACGAGCAAAGAGCCUGUCGUGGUGGUUCAGCAUCCUUCUCUCAAGGCUGGUGGCCCGGCCAACAUCCUACCCAUCAAAAGUGUAGUCUUCAGUCAGUGGACCAAGAUGCUUGAUCGCGUUGCCAAUGCGUUGGAGCGCGCUGGCAUACGCGCAGCGCGACUGGACGGAUCGAUGCCGCGAGACCGACGAGCCGAAGAAAUUACGCGUUUCAAGGAGGAUCCUAGUGUGGAGGUUUUCCUGGUCAGUCUCAAAGUCGGGGGAACUGGACUGAACCUGGUCCAGGCGUGCCGAGCAUACAUUCUCGAACCGUAUUGGAACCCAGCAGCUGAGAAUCAAGGAUUGGAUAGAGUUCAUAGAAUGGGUCAAGUGAGACCCGUCAUCACCACCAAGUAUGUGGUAGCGAAGAGCAUAGAAGAGCGCAUGCUUGCGGUCCAAAAGCACAAGAUGGAGCUUGCUAGGUCUGUCGGAGAUCACGGCGAGCGCAGACGGGCAGGUGGAGAUCUUGCCAUGCUUCUCGACGAGAUGGCCAAGUCUUGA